Molecule: messenger RNA, 1968 nt
Organism: Trichoderma aggressivum f. europaeum
Lineage: Eukaryota; Fungi; Ascomycota; Sordariomycetes; Hypocreales; Hypocreaceae
Exons: 5
Coding region: 1-1968 (655 amino acids)
Source: RefSeq, a predicted model, not a curated record
AUGGCGAAGCGAUACCAGCCGCUCCUCCCUACCAGCUCAAGGUCCCAGUUGGACACAGAGCAGACCGGAACGAGCUCUCAGCAAUUGAAACGUCGUCGCAGCGGCGUGGCGUGUGAUGGCAUGCGUCCAACAUGUUCGGCGUGCCGGGGGGUCGCGAUCCGGUGCACAUACCGCGACGACUAUAAACUGACUCCAGAAUCGCAAAAGCUUCUUGUUGAAGUGAUGCGUCUUCUCAAUGCCCUCCCGGAAAGAGAGACGAUUCGUUUACUGCAUUCGCUAAGGAGUGAGAAUGACGCGGCAGUGAUUUUAUCCACGCUGAGAGAUGGGGUGCCCUCGAUUCGCCGACCAUCUGAGCUUCGUAAUGCUGUUGCGAUUAUGGAUGAUUCAUUUCAGUCUCUCGAGCUCGAAUCUCAAAACCCAAAUGCAUAUCCGUUUUUACCGCCCGUCAUGCCCCAGACCCUAUCGAAAGAGGCGUAUUCUCAGCUUACCACCUCGGACAGGCGGCAGACUGCCUCAGCGUCUCCGCCCUUGUUCUGGGAUGCUGAUCCCACGGAAUCACCAAUAUCACUUUGCGACUCUCGGUUAUUCCAAAUCAACAUCAGUCAUUGGACCAAUGUUCCAGUGUCAAAUGAAACGGCUGCCCGCGCCAUAUCCCUGUACUUGGAGACAGAUCACCCUCUGCUGGGAUACUUCGACCCCAACCUCUUUGUAUCGGACUUGCAAAUGUACAGCACGGUAGACCCAAGCAUCGACGUACAUGCAGCCACAUUCUGUACGGAGGCUGAAAGUAUAUGGAAGACCGAGAAAGAACACGACUCGAUUCUCAACCUGGCUGCAGCCCUAUUUUUAAGCUUGGGCUACCUAGGUCAGGGAAGAGAUCAUGCUGUGCUGUCAUAUAUAUCACAAGCUACCAAGAUGGCCAUGCGACUAGGUCUCUUUGGCGUCGAAGAUAAUGGCCAGGCAAAGGUCAAAGUUGAUAAAAUGACGGCAGAAGCAGCCAGCGCCUACUUACAUGCUGCUUGGGGCUCAUUCAACUGGAUCAGUCUUAUGUCGCUCUUCUAUCGUCAGCCAGGGUUAGAAGCGCCUAAAGGUCCCCCAUACUUGCCCAUACCCGGGUUUGAACACGACAACGGUGUCGACGGAGCGGCGGGUCCUGGUUCGCCUAGCUUACAGCCUCAGUUCCAGUAUAUGGGAGGCGUAUUUCCUUAUUUAUGCAAAUUCUGGAGCAUCAUGUACCAGGUGAGCUCAACCUAUGACGACACCCAAUCGCCUCUGAGCGGCCUUGGCACAUUGCACUUCGCGGAAUUCAAGUUCCGCGAAUUGCUUGCUUGGAGCAAUACCCUCCCCUCACAUCUCUUGAGAGUCAACCAAAAUCCGCAUUAUGUCCAGGUUUUACACAUAUGGUUCCAUACUGCCGUUCUUUGUCUUUUCAAACCAUGCAUCCAACAACUCGGAAUCGCCCGUCUUCGAACCCUUCCAAAGAGUAUCAGUUCCCCGGAACUCGUGUAUGCUGCCUCUAUUUCCCAGUUGAAGCAACUUGUUGUGAACUAUAGACUCCAUUUCGCAUCUUCUACGUAUACCAUUUUGUGGCAUACAGCCCUGAUAUAUCUCACCAACGAGAUUCUCAGCACACCAAAAGAUGACGACUGGUUGUUUUAUUUUUUGCUUUGUGUUUAUGGUUACGAACAACUGCGCCGGUCUUGGCGAGUUACGGCGUCCAUUUCAAGAGCACUUUUGUCGAUGGCGUUACGCAAAGGGGGCAUCACAAGUAGUACGGCUCGCCGAAUCAUGAAAGAUCUCCAGAGUGACAACUUUCGCAAGAAGUUCGGUGAAAUCAGAGCAACAUUCAUGGCAGAUUUGGACCUGGCCGCGACGGAUCCAAGUUCGGCAACCGUUGAGAAGCAGGCAGGAGACUUUGAGCACAAUGCUAUGCUGAGAGAUUACACGAAUAUCCUGGAUGAAGAUUAA